This is a messenger RNA of Botrytis fragariae, 2367 nucleotides long. RefSeq names its product putative duf21 and cbs domain protein. NCBI's taxonomy places the organism in Eukaryota, Fungi, Ascomycota, Leotiomycetes, Helotiales, Sclerotiniaceae. Gene Ontology annotation, biological process: magnesium ion homeostasis. Gene Ontology annotation, cellular component: intracellular membrane-bounded organelle. The transcript is spliced from 4 exons. The record is from RefSeq and is a predicted model, not a curated record. The coding region runs from base 1 to 2367 and encodes 788 amino acids.
AUGACCUCGAAAUCGAUUGUCGGAAGUACUCGCUCAAGCUUCAUCAGCAAUGGCUACACUUCUACAAGACCUGCCAUCCUGGGCCUGGCGAAGAUUCUGUUCUUGAGUAUCUGCCAAAUCACUUCAGUAUCUGCCGCUCCUAUCACAGCUUUCCUUGGAAUUGCCAGUGAAGAGGAUGCGCCAAAAGAUGCCGAAGAUGCAAGUUUGUGGUUAUAUCUAUCAGUUGCAGCUGUCCUGGUUCUACUUGGAGGUGCUUUCGCGGGAUUGACGAUUGCGUUGAUGGGACAAGAUGGCGUUUAUCUACAAGUUAUCGCGACUUCUGGAGAAGGAAAAGAACAGAGACACGCACAAAGAGUAUAUGGAUUGUUACAAAAGGGUAAACAUUGGGUUCUUGUGACAUUACUACUCAGCAAUGUUAUCGUCAACGAAACGCUUCCUAUUGUACUCGAUCGAUCGCUCGGUGGAGGAUGGCCUGCGGUUCUUGGUAGCACAGUUCUAAUUGUUAUCUUCGGAGAAGUCAUUCCUCAAUCGAUUUGUGUGCGAUAUGGUCUCUCCAUCGGAGCAUUUAUGGCACCACCUGUGCUGGGUCUGAUGUGGCUAUUAGCACCUGUUGCAUGGCCAACUGCCAAACUUCUCGACAAACUACUGGGAGAAGAUCACGGAACCGUAUACAAGAAAUCUGGUCUUAAGACGCUCGUCACUUUACACAAAACUUUAGGAACAAGUCCUAGCGAUCGAUUGAACCAAGAUGAAGUUACAAUUAUCAGUGCAGUGUUAGACUUGAAAGAGAAAGCAGUUGGAGAUAUCAUGACACCAAUGGAUGAUGUCUUCACUAUGAGUGCCGACACGAUACUUGAUGAAGAUACCAUGAACGUCAUCUUGAGUGCUGGUUAUUCUCGCAUUCCUAUCUACGAACCUGGAAAUGAGAAGAACUUUGUCGGUAUGCUUCUGGUUAAGAUUCUUAUUACAUACGAUCCGGAAGAUUGUAAACGCGUCAGUGAUUUCGCCUUGGCUACCCUACCGGAGACUCGACCUGAAACUAGUUGCUUGGAUAUUGUAAAUUUCUUCCAAGAAGGAAAAUCUCACAUGGUACUUGUUUCGGAAUAUCCUGGCGAGAACUUUGGUGCUACCGGUGUGGUUACAUUAGAAGAUGUCAUUGAAGAGCUCAUUGGAGAGGAAAUUAUUGAUGAGUCUGAUGUUUAUAUUGAUGUUCACAAAGCCAUCAGACGAAUGGCCCCGGCUCCCAAAUCUUCAAGAAUAAAGCCAAAUCAAGUUGUUGAACAACCGGCCAAUGGUUCUCUUAAAGCUGCAGAGGAAAGUCUCAUCGAUCUCUCGGAAGACCGCCCAAGUAACUUGCAGGCUGGCGGAAGAAGACGCAAUCAAACCGAGGUCAGAAGCGUCAGUCCUGCCAAUCAUUUCGGUACUAGCCCCAAGACGACUUUCAUGCGUAGAGUUUCAACAGGUGACAACGACAGAAAUGUGGUUGCUGUCAGAGCUAAUAUGAAUGAUAUGCGUGAACACUUGAAACAUCUAGGCCCAUCCAAUCUUGCUAGUCGACCAAAGAUGACAAAGUAUCAGUCUGUCAAAAUUAAGCCUGGAAACGUUCUUGCUGUUAAUAGGACCGAUUCCAGAACGGACUCGAUUCCUCAUCGUGGAUCUAUUGUCGAGGAGUCUGAAUUUGAGCCAUACCAUGACUCUCCAGGACCUCAUGGUGGUGAAGGUGAAGGAUUACUCAGAUCAGCCGGGCAAGACGCCAAAGAUGGAGUUCAAGCUUUGCAACAAGGUUAUGGCACUUUAAGCAACCGCAUUCCUAACAAACUUGCCGAGGAGGAUUCGACCAAACCACCCCAAUAUGAUGGUCCACUCAGUCCAGUAGGGCAACCACAAUCGCCCGGCAACAAUCUUUCGGUUUCUAACUUUUUAAACAAAAAUAAAAGCACAGAUACCAUCGGAUCUCUACCAUCUCAAAAGAGCGGUACAAGUCCUCCAACCAAACCAUCCAAGAAGAGAGGUACAGCCAGAAGUGGAAGUAUCACAGAAAACUUGGUAGAAGCUGGUGGUAUUAGAAAGAUGGUCUUGGAGACAAACGCAAGUAGUGAAGAGGAAAAUCAUAAAAAUGGUAGAGUACUACACUCAAGUAGUACUGGUAGUGGAAGCAAGAGUGCUAAUGGAGGAGAAAAUAAGUUCAUGCAAUUUUUGAGUAAUGCAGGAAGCACGGAUAAAUUGGCUGAUGGAGAGAGAAAGAGUCAAAGAUCUAGUCAGACGGAUAAUACGGGGGCGGAUAGCGGAAGUGGUGUUGGUAGUUCGAAGGGUCAUAGUAAAAAGAAGAGUAAGAAGAAGGGAAAGAAGAAGAGUAGUACAAAGUAG